AUGUUCACACAGCCUUCGCCGCCACCAACGGGCCUUUUCCCGCCUCUCGCACCUUCUACAACCGCUCCACCGGCUCCUCCUUCAUCUCCGGGUCGAGGCAGCAGGCUUCGAGGUUUAAUUCACCUUCAUCUUUUGUCGCGCGACACCGCCAGCCUUGUUCAUCACAACAGAACCACUCCCCACGACACAUCAAUCCCGUCCACUUCGUCCCCCACCAACUCCGGUCACCCCUCGGGCUCCGCCGUGCCUCGUGAGGUCGACUCGGACCCACUCAAUACAACAGCAGACGCACACACAACAACCAACGAUUCGAGCAGGACUCACCGUCGCCGGACUAGCAAAUUUUCUGAGGCUGCCUCUGAAGCCUUACUAAAUUCACGAUCCGAUCCGAACACUCAUCCCGAAAACCUAGACCAAUCAUCCGACGCAGAUAUGACGAGAACACGAUCAGCAACGACGGGCGAUCUCGCCCACGAUGUGUUACCGACCAUACGCUUCUCCGCAUUUUACGAUGCACGAUCAAAUCGACCUUCCCUCUCGUUUACUCCGAUUUCGCGUACGUUACCUACAGGAAAGGAAACCAUUAAGGUCGGUCGAUACUCGGAGAGGGAGAACCACGCUCCUGUGCCGAUCAACACGCCCUCCGCCGCUCCGGUGGGCUUUAAGAGCAAGGUCGUGAGUCGUCGGCACUGCGAGUUCUGGUUCGAAAAGGGAAAAUGGUUCAUUAAAGAUGUUAAGAGUUCCUCUGGUACGUUUUUGAAUCAUAUCCGCCUAAGUGCUCCGGGUACCGAGUCGAAGCCGUUUCCGAUCAACGAUGGCGAUAUAGUACAACUAGGAAUCGAUUUCAAGGGCGGAGAGGAGAUGAUAUAUCGAUGCGUAAAGAUGCGCAUAGAACUUAACAGAGGUUGGCAAUCAAAGCCAAACACCUUCAAUAUGGCAACACACAAGCGCCUACGAGAUUUGACUUCGACAGCGGCAACUUCCGCCCAUGCGCAAGAUUGCUCUAUUUGUCUGAACGCAAUUGCACCUUGCCAGUCUCUUUUCGUUGCUCCUUGCUCCCAUACAUGGCAUUAUAAAUGUAUCCGCGAGAUGUUAAAUGGACCAUCGUGGCCAAUUUUUAUAUGCCCAAACUGCCGAGCUACCGCCGACCUAGACGCCGAAGUGGACGAGCCGUCAGAUGAAUGGCAGCAGUUAGAUUCAGGCGUGGAUGACAUCCAGGAAGAAAAAUCCGUUGGCCCCGCGUCACAAUCGAAUGACGAUGCCGCAUCAUCGGUCCCUUCACCGGUGAAUAGCAACGGUGAUGCACAGCAAUCAUCCAGCGAUGGUGACGUAGGCGAGAUGACGAUGCAACUCGAUCCUGCCACAGUUGCUGCAGUCUCACAAGCCGUCUCAACGAGGCAUACCGUAACGGAACCCGUUCCAAUACCGAACGCAACGCCUCGUAUUAGCGGCGACCGAUCCGCAACAAACCGAACGCCUUCGCCAAACAAUAAUCCCUUGACCAACGCCACCGAAGGCCCAAUUACCCCCCGUAAUGACGCAGGUCCUUGGGUUUUCGAUGGUAACCCUUCACGAGUGAGCCAAGAGAGCACUAGGCGAAAUGGCAUGAGUAGUCUAGACGCAGCAGCACAAGCAGGAGUUGAGAGAUCAUAG
This is a messenger RNA of Hypoxylon trugodes, 1653 nucleotides long. RefSeq lists its product as uncharacterized. Gene Ontology annotation, cellular component: mitotic spindle pole body; ubiquitin ligase complex; cytosol. The transcript is spliced from 3 exons. The record is from RefSeq and is a predicted model, not a curated record. NCBI's taxonomy places the organism in Eukaryota, Fungi, Ascomycota, Sordariomycetes, Xylariales, Hypoxylaceae. Bases 1 to 1653 code for a protein of 550 amino acids. Gene Ontology annotation, molecular function: protein binding; ubiquitin protein ligase activity. Gene Ontology annotation, biological process: negative regulation of septation initiation signaling; ubiquitin-dependent protein catabolic process; protein ubiquitination.